This is a messenger RNA of Papaver somniferum (opium poppy), 389 nucleotides long. RefSeq lists its product as uncharacterized. The record is from RefSeq and is a predicted model, not a curated record. The transcript has 3 exons. The coding region runs from base 29 to 304 and encodes 91 amino acids. NCBI's taxonomy places the organism in Eukaryota, Viridiplantae, Streptophyta, Magnoliopsida, Ranunculales, Papaveraceae.
CUUCUCACUUACAGGAAAGAAAGAAAAAAUGGCUUCGUUCUGUAGAUCAGCUGUGAGGUCAGGGAUGAGAUCCAUGGCUGCGUUACGGAACCAAAACCUAAAUUCAAAACCUUUCUCUCCUCCGUUUCCUCUUCCAACAACAAGCUCUCUUCCUCGCACUUCUAGAUUUGCAGUGGCCCUGGCAAGUGUGGAAUCAAUGAUGCCUCUUCACUGUGCAAUUGCUAAUUCUCGUCUCAAAUCAAGUAUUGCUGUUGACUCUAGUUGCUGGAGUUGGAUGUCCCAAGGGCUUUCAUUACCAUUGUGACGAAGGGACUCAUGGUGCGUUAACAGUUAAAACAAGACUAUAUUGUACGCUUUGCAUUUUCUCUAUCUAUGUUUUCGUGCUUAAA